AUGGACGACCGUACAGUAGACCUGAUCUUCUCUGGCUCUCUGAAGUCCCUGCCCCCAGUCAGCUCCAAGAUCGUGAGGAUAUUCACUAGCUCCACAUUCACUGACACUACCAUGGAAAGGAACACACUCAUGGCCAAAUGCUACCCUCGCAUCAAGGACUACUGUCGAGAGAAGCAUGGACUUGAGUUUCAGGUGGUUGAUAUGAGAUGGGGUGUGCGAGACGAAGCCACAGACGAUCACAUGACUACCGAGCUCUGUAUGAGGGAGAUAAAGAACUGUCAACGGCUCUCUAUGGGACCUAACUUCGUCGUGUUUUUGGGACAGAAAUAUGGAUACAGACCAAUCCCGACCUACGUGCUCUCAUCAGAGCUGCAAAUGCUCCGUGACGAGUUAGCGGCUGGUGGCGUCGACGUCAUUCUCCUGGACACCUGGUACAAGAAGGACUCGAACGCGGUACCCCCCGUCUCGGUGCUGCAGCCGAUCUCCUCUAUACUUAUCAAUUUUAAUAAUAAGAGAGUGCCGAAACUGCAGGCAGAAGACCAGGCAGUAUGGUGGGACACGCUUGGGAAAAUGCAGAAACUGUUCCGAAAAGCCUCUCUCCAGUUAUAUACCAGCGGGAAAAUGAAUAAAGACUCCAUGCAUAACUACUUCAUGUCUGUAACCGAACGAGAAGUCAUAAACGGAGUUCUCAACGUCAAAAACACGAAGAACCACUGUCUUGCUUACGUCCGCUAUAUCAACAACAUCAAUCUGCAGAACUUGAAGAAAGCCAGCAAUUUUGUGGACAUUCUUAAUCGGUCGCUGGACAAUGAAGCUUCGAAGCUGCUGGCUGAUCUGAGGGACGUCAGGCUACCGAAUAAGAUUGAGACUACUAACAUACAAAAAUACACGGUGGAAUGGAUUGGGCGAGAAGGCUUAGAUAAUGAGACACACGGCGAAUAUCUAAACCACUUUAUAUCGCACUUCUAUAAGAACAUCAUCAAGCUAGUAGACAGAGCAAUGCGCAAAGAAGACAGCAGCGCCCAAGGGCAGAUAGUAACGGAGAUUCUUCAGCACCUCCACGCGUGCAACAACUCUGUCAAGGUGUUCCACGGAAGAGAAGAUGAUCUGAACUUCGUUGAGAAUUAUAUGAAGAAUGGGUCAGAUAAACCACUGGUUUUGUAUGGAGAAGGUGGCUGUGGUAAAACCAGUCUUCUCUCGAAGAGUGCAGCCAUGUGUCUAGAGACCUGGUUCGCUGACUCCCGUCCUACCAACAUCAUCAGGUUCCUUGGGACCACUCCUGACUCCAGCGCUCUUACUCCGACACUGAUAUCCAUUUGUCAGCAAAUUUCUUACAACUUCGCGCUCCCCUUCGAAAGCAUCCCUGACGACCUGGUGCCUCUAACAGCGCACUUCAAGCAACUCCUCACCAUGGCAACGGCUCAGCAGCCACUACUUCUAUUCCUGGACUCCGUAGACCAGCUGACGGGGAUUGGCACGGAGAACAAUAAGGUGUCUUGGUUGCCAACAAGAUUGCCACCACAUUGUAAGAUUAUAGUAACAUGUGCCUGCGAGGAAGCAAAUCCUGAGGUAUCCAAGGAGUACGACGUCCUCCGUCGCAUGAUCGACUCAGAGGAGAACUUUCUGGAAGUCACGGCGCUUGGUGAGGAUCUGGCCAUGCAGGUCUUGAAGUUGUGGAUGGCAUCAGCAGCCCGUGACUUGUCAAACUACCAAUGGCGUCUGGUGUCCAACGCAAUAGGAAGCUGUUCGUUACCAAUCUUCGUGAAGCUGGUGUUUGCUGAGGUCUGCAGAUGGAGAAGCUAUACAAAACCUCAGGACACGCAUCUCGCCUCCACAGUUAUGGACUCCAUCAUGAUGUUAUUCGAGAGGAUCGAAAAACAGCACGGGCGUCUCCUAGUCUUCCAUGCUCUUGCCUACAUCACAGCAGCCCGCAGCGGUCUGUCAGAAACUGAACUUGAAGAUCUAAUCUCUUUGGAUGACAGGGUACUAGAUGAUGUGUACCAGUACCAUCUACCACCGGUUAGAAGGAUCCCACCACUGCUUUGGACCAGAAUCCGCAAUGAUCUACCAAAUUACCUCUCCGAACGAGAGGCUGACGGAGUUUCAGUGAUGAACUGGUACCAUAGGCAGUUCAGAGACACUGCUCGCGAGCGUUACUUCAAAAACAUGAACAUGGCCAUGUACUUCCAUUCCAUGAUUGCUGACUAUUACCUCGGUAUAUGGGGCGGUGGUACUCCCAAACCCUUCAAAUACACGGAGAUCCAAAGACAUCGAUUCAAUCUGGCUGACCGUGAGGGUGUCGCUGACAGAAAGGUGCCUCUGCAGCCUCUGGUCUUCACGUCUGCUGAUGGGUCUACCAAGAGAUAUAAUUUGAGGAAGUUCGGCGAGCUCCCCUUCCACCUGGUGCGCUCCAAACGCUUCACCGACCUUUACGCCGAAGUACUCUUCAACUACGAAUGGCUCCACGCGAAGCUCAACUGCUGUCCGCUGCAAGCUGUCCUGGCGGAUUUCGAGGAUGCGAAGCUGCAUGUGAAUAAAGAUGCUGUUAGAGAGCUGAUGCUAGUAGCCGACGCCCUCCGCCUCGGUGGCGCGAUCCUCGGUACAUACCCCGACAUGCUGGCCCCCCAACUGGUCGGCAGACUCCUCCCUGAAGCACCCCACAACCCAGCUGUAGCGUCACUGCUGAAACAAUGCCAUGAUAAAGGGAAGAACCACUGCGCUUUGUUGCCGUCGCAUCAUUGUUUACAUACUCCUGGAGGACCUUUGAAGUACUCCCUCGAAGGCCAUCAGUUCGCCGUCUUCGCCUUCCGCCUGUCCUCAGACAAGCGCUAUGUGGUCUCCAUCUCAAGCCGAGUGAUAUCCUGGGACUUAUCAACCUCAGACCUGGCGAGAGACCUGUGUCCUCAGCUGGAGGGAAUCAUGCAGAACCUGGAGCUGUCCCCGGACAAUAAGUGGGCUGCUGCAUCUACUAAUAACUCUGUGUCUAUGCUGUUAAACAUGCUGACCAGUGAAUACGUUACUAUUGAAAAUCCUCUCAAUGAAGGAGAGACGGUCCGUGGUGUAUCCGUACUGAACCACCACAUGUUCAUCUACGGACCAAGCUCCUGGGUCCGCUUUUCCAUGAGAGGGGAGCAUGAGGAAACCUUGCCUGCGCCGGACCCGGCGCCGUAUGAUGACGUCACUUGGGAGAUACUUUCCAUGGAGUUCCGAGACCUGGAAAACUUCCAGCUGAUCAUGUGGAGUGGAGACCUGGACGAGGACCGGCUGUUGGUUCACUUCAAGAAAGAGGGGGAGUGGGUGAAACCGUUGAGGUGUAGGGGGGCUCUGGCUUUUAACAAGGGAUGGAACAAGAUUUAUACCAGCGAUCCGGAGAGGGGAUAUCAGAUUUCAAUCUUCGAGUUGAACGACGAACAACUUUGCUGGGAGAAGAUUGAAGAAUUGCAUCAUAAAGAGACUGAUACCGCCGAGGCUAUGUUGCAACUUAAACGUGGAAAGAAGGACAGAAUGCUUCUAGCUACAACAACAUACAGUUUCGUAGUGUGGGAUUUUGAUAGCAGGAUCGAUAGAUCAAAACACGUCGAUGAUACCAAGAAAAAGAAGAAGGAUGAUGAUGAUAAGAAAGAAGAAGAAGAAGAGGAAGAAAAGAUAGAUGAUGAACCAGAAAAGGAUAUGUCUCUAGAAGGCAUUGUGCUAAAACUUCCACACACCAUCCGGAAUAUUUCCACUAAGAUGACUCUCUCUAACUCCUUUAUGAUCAGCAAUAACAACACUUAUGCUGUUGCUGGAGUCAGGAAAAGUCUUUACGUCUGGAGCUUAGAAACCACACAACUCAUCAAAGUCCUAGACGCUCACUUCGGCCGAAUCGUCCAGCUGGAACCCCUAGCUGUUGGCAGCUGGAACAACGUCAUCACCUCCUCCAUAGACCGGACUGUCAAGAUCUGGAAUAUUGAUAACAUCUUCGAGCAGGUCCACAAGAUUGAUCGGCAGGAGUUGCCUAUUGAUGCACAAAGUUUGGCCCGCGACCAGCACCUAGCUGCCACCGUGACCCGCAGCUGCUGGGGUCUCUGGGACACCAGCACCGGCCAUCUUCUGGCUCAGUUGGCUGAUGCUCCACUAGGUGCAAUCGUCACCCACGCGGUGAUAACUCCAAAUGGAGAAAAUGUGGUCACUGCUGAAUCUGGGAACGUUAUUAUAUGGGACACGCAAGAGAAACAGGUAGUUUUCAAAGAGGAGCAGAAAGGUGUGAAGCAAGUGUUAUUCCUCGAGGAUGGUGCAAAGUUUGUCACGAUAUCUGUAGAACUGGCCACUGACAAUAUGGACAACGUUGCCGUUGCUAACAUUGUGGCGAGGACAAUCCCUGAUGGAGAAAAAAUCUACGCAGUUGAUUACGAAGUGAGAGGAACAGGAUACCGUUCAGCAGUUGUGUCGGCUGAUGAGCACCAUCUAGUAGCACCAGGAGUGGACAAGUCCUCGAGGGACUGUCUCCACGUUCUUCAUUCUAGAACUGGUGCUAGACUACACAGAAUCCCGAUAAAGAACAGCGGCAUAAAAGACAUGCAGUCGAUAGUGGCGCUCCCACACAAGCCCAACUGGGUGGCCGUCGUCGGCAACGACAAGGCAGCCAUACUUGACAUCAAGACCAAGAGACUUGUCAGAUUCGUCCCUCGCUGGAACGGCGCUUGCACCCGCGACGGCAAGUUCGGUCUCUGCGCCCCUUCCCGCGGCGGCCUUGACCUCAUCGAGCUAAAGAGAGGCACCUCCGUCCAACAGCUCAUCUCCAGAGCCGCUGAGGGUGUCUUCUCUAUCAUUACCAUGUUUAGUUCCGAUGACCAGUACGUCUUUUACUAUCACAGUGGGAGGAAGACGCUCAGGGUUUUUAGAACUAUAGACGGGAAAGCAGUAGCUGAGUAUCGAGCUCCAGCCGAAGUGACGGGCGUUGCCAGCGCUCAUGGCGGCAAAACUGUUGCUAUAGCUUCUCAAGACGGAUGCCUUACUAUACUUAACAUCGAAGAUCCACAUGCAUAGAUCAUUCAUCCACAUUGCCUGAAAACUUGCCUCUUCUACCAAUCUAUCUUGACCAACAUGGCAUACGGUACCGAGACAUG
Molecule: messenger RNA, 5105 nt
Organism: Leguminivora glycinivorella
Lineage: Eukaryota; Metazoa; Arthropoda; Insecta; Lepidoptera; Tortricidae
Product: NACHT and WD repeat domain-containing protein 2
Exons: 33
Coding region: 1-5025 (1674 amino acids)
Molecular function (GO): protein binding
Source: RefSeq, a predicted model, not a curated record